Messenger RNA from Monosiga brevicollis MX1, 9337 nucleotides. RefSeq lists its product as uncharacterized. NCBI's taxonomy places the organism in Eukaryota, Choanoflagellata, Craspedida, Salpingoecidae. Bases 1 to 9270 code for a protein of 3089 amino acids. The record is from RefSeq and is a predicted model, not a curated record. The transcript has a single exon. Gene Ontology annotation, molecular function: ubiquitin-protein transferase activity; ATP hydrolysis activity.
AUGACCAAAGGCAAAGGAAUUCUCUUUAUGCACUUUUGGGAGCGCGAUCUAAAACUGAAAGCAUGGAGCCUCUUUACGCGCAUGCAGGACGCCAAGGAUGGUCUUUGCGUGUUAAGCAGAAUCUUACCUCUCAGCGACAUCAGGGUCGAGGAUGUCGCUACGGAGCCUCAUGUGCUGCAGUGGCUGACUGAGGCAACAACAUAUUGUUCCAGCGACCUGGUAUGCAAGGCGUCAUUCCUUUGGGGAUUGACGGACAAGCACAGCGGGUUGUUGCACGCGCUUCAAGAGAACAUCAGAAAAACUGUGGCUGCGAUGAUCACAGACUUUCGUGAAGACAGACAACAACACGCUGCGGAGCUUGCGAGUUGUCUUGUGCCAGAGCAACGUUGCUGUAGUCUCCGUGCAGCCACCUCUCUUGCCCUUGGCUCUCAACUGGGAGAUCUCAACACUAUCUUGAACGAUUGUGAUGCUGGCACAUUGCAGCUUCUCUGCUGGCUAACGCAAACACAAGUCUUGAUGCCAUCACCCGCACAGCUGAGCGCGCCAACCCUCUCAUCAGUGCUCUUUGCAGCUUCUCGCAACGAUCCUCGCCUCCUCAAAGAAAUGACUUUGGGGCUGCCCCAGCUGUCGCUGCUUGCACGUGUUUGGCCCAAUGUUCGUCCAGACGAGGUCAAUAGUUUGAGCGACUUUCAGGAGUUUAUCGAUGAAUGGCACCUCCUUUAUUCAGAGCAAACGCUAGGAGCAGCAGACCUUUGGCGCCAACCAGCACUUGCCCUUUGGGACAGCCUGCUUCAACAUGAACAUGAUUGGUUAAAGACACUGGGGGCCAGAUGGUUUUGCCAGUGGGCCUGUCAAGUCACACAGGCUUUUGCAAAGGAUGCCAAAGCCAUCGAACUUGUCCGUUUGGCAGAGACUUGGUACAGAUGGCGAGUGAGCUACCAAAGCCACACAGUCUCAAUCGGUGAGGCGUCUAUCAACAAGGUGCAGCAAAACUUGGAGAACAUAUUCAAGGCCAAGGUUGAAGAUCUGGAUGUUUCUGAUCUGGAUUCUCUUUUGAGUGCAUCUGCACCCGAUGCAAACCUCACGUGGCCUGAAAUUCUCGAGCGUUGGAACGUACAAGCAGCUCUUGAGACUUUGCAGACGCGCUUGCAGCAGUCGCAUUUGCAUGACUGGAUGCAUGCUUGUGAAAACGUACUUGCCGUGUGCAAGAAGCAUGUCUCUGUACCAGCUGAGUGGCACGACGCCGUGCAGUCCAAUGGACGACUGUUGAUCCAGCCUUGUGACCAUGAACCUCUAGCCUGCGUCACGUCGGAGCUCACCGAGCUGUUGGGCGUUGCAAGCACCAUCUUCGACUUUUCAAAGGGUUUUACAACACAGCAGCUGAUCGAAAACACAAGAGCCCUUGCUGACCUCAAAAGACGCUGGCCCAUGCCCCUGAUGAGUGUUGCUUGGAAGAUUGGCAAGCGGAGCCCUUUGCACCUCGAUACUUGUCUUGAAUAUUUAAAAGAGCGUCAGACAGUCAACAGUGAGGAGCUGGAGCGCAUGAUUACGGAGUCGAUCGGCCGUUUUGGUCAGGCGCCAUUUACCUUGACUGUGACAAGGCUUUACCUUUGGCCCUACACAAGCAUUCCGAGCGAAUACUUUGCUCCACACCCGCCGUCGUUCAACGACCUCUUGCCCUUGGUUCCAGACCUCAUGCGCCUCAUCUUAUUUGCAAAACGGCUGCGACUCGCACAGAGCUUUGAAAUAAUUUGCGACUUGGUCGAUGGCGUUCGCGAGCUUGCUACUUUUGGGGACGCACUGCCACUUUGGCAAAAGCCAUGUCCGCCAGAAGAAGCACAGCCCAUGGCGCUACUAUGGGAGCGCAUCUGGUCAACAAGCUUGAACCAGAAGUUGCCCUUGGAGGCCAUUUUCCCCGUUGAGCAACAGUCAGAGCUACUCGCUUGGAGCAACAAGUUGAUGUCGCUGCCGAGCCAUUUCAAUGACGUGACGUUCGACCAGUUCUUCAAACUGUGCGAUGAGUCAAAGAUUUUGGAAAGUGUCAAGCGAUGGCAGGCGCAAAAUAUAUCCGAGGAUAAUUUUCACAAGGCAUUCACCCUCAUGCAGGGCACGCGCGUUGGUGGUGACUUUUUUGGCGCAUUGCAUCAAUGUUACAAUGUGUUCAAAGCAACCGGUCAAGGUACUCGCCCAUCAUUGCCUGGGGUUCUGGCAGCUCUGAGCACAACUUUGAAGCAGAACGCUUCGCGUCGGCCUAUUGGCGACUUUGUCAUUGAUCAUUUGCCGCAUCUUUCCACUGUCAAAGACCUGCUUGGUCAAACAAUGAGUAAGGCGGGCCGCGAAGAAAAGGACGCCCUCGUUGUCGACGGCUGGCUCGAACAUUUCAGGAACGAUGAAGUGGACGUGAGCUUUCUCCUUGAAUCCUGUGAUGACAAUGAUUCUAGUCUUGCCAUGCCAAAGUGCGAGCUACGCCAUCAACCUUCACAGGAAGCGAUUGAAUGGCAUACCUUCGUGUCGAUUUGCGCUUCCAUACAAGGGCAAACUAGUCAAGCCGAAAGUCUAGCCGCGCUUGAGGCCCUGGUGGAUGGAGCACUGGGUCAAAUGGCCGUGCUUCACGCAGAGCGCGCAUUUGGAUUUGCAUUGCCUCUGCAGUCCAGUAAAACUCGCCAUAGCUUUCGCUUACAACGCGAUAUCAACUUGCUCGAGCGCUGGAGCACCUUUCUCAGCGCAUAUGCCAGUGCGUGGGCUAUGCUGACUGCAGGCGCUGAAGGGGCACGACAUUACUUGAAACUGCGUCGAGGCUUUAGCCCUGUACAGAUUGCGCAAAUGGAAGCUUGCGUUUCUGGUGAAGCCAGCGGCAUGCUCACGGCAUUUGUGCCCGGUGCCCGUUUGCAAAUUACCUCAAGUCACAAGCGGGCACCAGCUUAUACACAAUGCCAAAGAGAGCAUCAGCGUGGCCAUGAUCUCCUGCCGAUUCUACAAGAUCAAUGUCGGGCUCUUGAUGAGCUCAUCUGCAACAUGACACCCACUGCACAAGUGGUACCGGUUGGUGGGAGGCUCUGGCAACAGCUUGAACUACCCGCCAACAAAGCAAUCUAUUGUCCCCGGCGCAGCGACCAGCCCCUUGAUAGCUUCGAGCUUCCAGCUUUGACUCAGCUUUGUGCGCUGUGCACAGUAGCCAGCGCCUUGUCGCGCACAUCGGACAAAAUCACGAUUCCACCACCAUCCGGCUACCUUUUUCUCACGUUGCAAAGCGAUGAGGAGAUGCUUCAUGCAGUCCACGAGCGUUGUGCGCGCGGCACGUGGAUGAGCGAAUCGCCGCUGUUGGUCUUUGUGGAGUCGCUUGAAGCCUUUGAUUUGCUUAGAUCUCAAAGUACAAUGUCAUGGUCAAUGCCACUUUUGAUCAUAUGGAUACAUUUGGAGCCAAUGGAUGCCAACAAACCGAAUGAUGUCACAGAGGUGCCACUACUUGAUCAGGCUAGCAUGCAUGCCAUUGUAUCAGGCUUGAUGCGCAAGCAAAGACUUUCUAUACGGUUGGUCUGCGAUUCCGAAGUCAACGAUGAGGCGAACCCUCGGUGCAAAAGCCAUUUUAUCAGUUUCAAGCUCACAAAAAUCGCUGAACAAGAAGAGCACGUCCGCCGAGUCGUCGUUGGACGGGGUGACGCUUGUGAAAACAUUGUUCAGAGACUCUCUGGAGCACCGAAUUACCGGCAUUGCUGGUUUGAUGUUGCAGCAGCAAAUCGCAUCAUGGCUAAGGUGGUGUGGGACCUCCUACUUUACGGAACGAUUUAUUCAGAAACACAGCAAUUAACGCUGUCUGGCCACGAUCGGAUCAUCUGGCUCGAGGUACACUAUGCUCCGCUGGCUUGGGCCCAUGUUUUUUUGCCACAAAAUACAGCAUUGCCUUGGUCGGAACCAUUGCUACAACAACUGUGCCCAGCGCCGCUCUCCUCUGCUUCCGCCGCACGGCGGCUCGUGCAACAAGCCGCUGCAGCACGCUGGCUGGCAAAAGCCGAAAAUAUUUGUGAGCCCACCAAAGUUCAUAUGCAGUGGGCUCAACUUUUGUUUCAGCGACGCACCGGCGCGGGAGCGAAUGCUUUGCCGACCUCUAACCAAUGGCUGCGCUGGUUUGAAGGUCAGCUGAAUUUGGACUUUUCAAAGAUACCUUUACCUUGCUUUCAGGGCAAUGCCGAGGUCGUCUGGUGGGAGCCAAUGCAAUCGGACGGCGCCGCUUCUCCCGAACAGACUGUUCAACACCUUGAAAGUGUUUUGAAGCAAGUAUACGGCGAAAAGCAAGUACACGACAUGCACGCUCAGUUUACUGAGCUGGUUAUGUCCCCCCUCUUUGCGGUUCGGCUUGUAGUCUUAUCACUACUGUAUCAGCUCCGCGGGCCAAUCAUUCUGGAGGGUGAGACAGGUGUGGGCAAAACCUACCUUCUUCGUGUUUUUUGCGCAUUGCUGGGUGAAAGCGUUGCCUUGCACCAGCUGGACAUGCUGCCGAGCACCACCGGGGAGGACAUAAUGACUUUCCUCAAGGCCGUGCCCUCGGAUUCAAACUCGACACAAAUUGCGUUUCUGGAUGAAAUAAAUUGCAGCAAUGCCAUUGACGUUGCCGCCAGCAUUGUCAGCGAACCCUCUGCCAUUCAUGCAACGCAACAGCAGGGCGGCAUUUGGAUUGUGGCGGCUUGCAAUCCGUUCCAAUCGCGUGAGGCAAGCUAUCACGUGUUGCCCAUGCCUGAUCGUCUUGAAGCUUUUGUUUGGCGCCUCGAUGCGCGCUCUCCAACGGAAACUGAGUUUCUGUUGCGUCGUUUGCUGGAGAACAACGAGGCACUGCAAGAUCUCAAUGAGAAUGAAAAGGAACUGGCUCUUGACACGGCGCUCAGACUGCAUGGAGAAGUGCAAUCCCUGGCUGCUGCCCCGAGUGGCACCACAGUCUGUUCGCCACCUUCGACACGAACAAUCGUACAUUUGGGACAGCUUGCCACCUUCUUGAAAAGCAUUUUGCCCUUGAGUAUUUUCGUCGUAAACCAUGUCGUCCCUCAAACAUCGCCCGCCUUCUUGGUAGCGGUAGAGUGUGUCUACCUCGCUGGCUUGCCACCUGAGCAAGCGUCUGAAGUAUUGGCCACAGCACACUUGUCGCGAGAUGCGACGUGCCCGACCUAUUUGCACUCGCAAACAUCAACAGCUUCCUCUCUCGGUUGGCUGGCUUGCGCUGCCAACUGGCUAAUGAACGCCUGUGGCUUUCACCAACUGCCGGGCAUUGUCUUGACGCACUCGCUGAUGAUCAAUACCUUUUUGCUCUUCUGCCACAUCUUUGCCCCCGUUCCAUUGUUUGUUGUUGGAGAACCUGGAACGUCAAAAUCUCUUUGCCUUCAUCUCAUAUUUCAGUACUUCUCCUGCGAUCCCUUUGCUCGUGUUGAGGAGCUGCGGCUUCUGCCGCGCAUCACAAUGAGUGUUCUACAGAGUUCUCCAUUGCUUACGAGCGCUAUGCUCAAAGAAGAAUUUGAACGCGCUCGACAGUAUCAGCUUGCAGCGGGCGUGCGCACGGUGGUCUGUCUCGAGGAAGCAAGCCUUGUUUUACCCGAUCCAGUCAGACGCUCACAGCCGCCAACGGCACUCAAAGCACUACAUUCACUAUUGGAAGAGCAUGGCGAAGAACGUGAUCCUGAACAGCCAAAGUGUCGUGUCUCGUUCAUAUGCUUGUCAAAUCACCUUUUGGAUUCAGCCAAGCUUAACCGUGGCACCGUGCUACGAAGCCCCACACUGCACUGGGCUGAUGUUCAAAGAGCAAUUCAAUCGCUUUUUCAACUUCCAAGCCAAUCCACAGAGGAGGAAAGCGGCUGUGCAUGGAAGGAGUGGUGUGACCUGUUAACGCUCAUGAUUGGUGAGUUGCAGGGACAAGCGCGCGAUGUGUACGCAUUUUUGGGAGAUACCAGGCACCUACUGGCUGCCGCGGCCACGGCCUCUGGUAACCCCCACCCUGCACCAUCAUCAGAUACGAUUCGCUCCGUCUUGCGUGCUUUCGCUCGUAAUGUUCAGGGCAGCUCAGCAGAAAAGACCUUUUGUGAACGUUGGCGUGACCAAUUUGUGAACACGUUUCUUGAUUGCAAGCUCGGUGAUCUUCGUGCCGCAACCAGCAUGUGGAACGAUGCUUGGCAAAGGUCAUUCACGCUUGAGGAGGCUUUGCUCGCGCGACAAAAGCUGUCAGAGCACGAUGCACCAAGCCCGGUGACGAUUGCUUCUCGCCAGAUCUUGUGCAUCACGGAUCUACCUCUCACUAACGCAUGGGCUCAGCUUGCGCUUGGUUCUGCUCGACAACAAAAGAUGAAAUUGUUGUUUGCGCCUGCGCGACGCUAUUCGAAACUUCAGAACGGCUUCACAGCCCAUGGUCACGACGCGUCGUAUGACGCACAAGCUUUGCAAGUGCUAAUUCAAAGCCUAGCAGAAACCCAGACCAUGGUGGCUAGCGUCUCGAAUGAUGUGCUUCUCAGCCUGCUUGAUCUAUUCAACGGACACUAUCACAGUUUUGAUGGUGUUGUCAACUUGGCUCGGGUCGCUCGCGGCCCGCGCUCCAGUCUAGUCAGCAUGCGCCAAGAUCUUGACUUUGUGGUUGUUGUUUCCCAGGAACAAGCGCAGCUCAUGACCCCAGCCCUCGCAUCUCGUUUCUGUAAGAUUUGGGUUAAUAUCGAUUGCAUUGGUCGGCUCGCGUAUGACAAGGCACAAUCCUGGCCUUUGCAACAGCGAGUGGAGGAGGUCAUGUAUGAAGUUAACCCUUUUCUACGAUGGACAUUUGAGCCAGAAUGGCUUGCAGCCAUGCUAGAAGUGGAUCAAGAAGAAGAGACCCAAUCCCAGGCUGAGUUCAUGCUCUCCGUGCUCACCUCUGAGAUUGUUCGAGAUGCCAAGCAUGAUAAAGCACUCAACCUCCUGCUUGAGGAAGCUGAGGACUGUUUUGUGGUGGUGCGCUGCGUAGCUUCAGAAUGGGACAUCAAUAUCCUCGCAUCUCAUUUGAAGCAGCAACUUAGCGCCAAGGGCUUGGCUGUGAAGGAAACGUCCACGCUGGGGAACGGACGGCCGUGCCACUUGGCUAGUUAUGGUAGCUCUUUCCAAGCACUGAUAUGCGUUCUUGAGGAGCAGCCGUGGGACCUCUGUUCGCGCUUGUCGGAAAUUAGCCUCAGUCAACUUCAGACAUGUUGGGUUCUGCUUAAAAGUCCCUUGGCAAUCGAAAAGCCCUGCUUUCGGGUUCCGGAGUUUUGGCAUUUACUUGCUUUUUGUCCGCCAAGCCCUGGGUUCCAAAGACUAGGCAAACUGCUCGCGGAAAGUUCGCAGCGUGCUUUGCCAAGAGACCUUCUUGAAGCUGUCGUUACCUUGAAGACCGACCCGGCAUCCGCCCCUGCUGCAACCAAGGAGCCGUCAUCCCUUGACGGCAUUGUUACACCGCAGCUAUAUUGCGAAUUAGCCAGAGACUCAGCACAAAAGCGUGCUCUUGCCACCUCAGCGGCGUCGCGCCUCUUCGCCCUGUCGAGUCCUUUGUUCCCUGAGGUGCUUCAUCUUGCUCAGGAUGAGCUGGCUCUCCUCCAACAUCAACAGCUUGCCACGGGAGUGGAAGUUUCGCUGCAAAAAGUACCUGGCUGGCCAAGUGACAAAGAUUGUCCCUGGCAAAUCACUGUGGAAGCACCCGCGAAGGAACAACAGGAUCAUUUAUCACCUGUGCAGGCUGUGUUGGAGUCUGUACGGAGCAUUAAGACUGUCCGCCGCUUUGUCAAACUCACAGCAGAUCAGUGGCGUGUCUUGAGCGAUGAAUUUCAUCAUCUCAAGCGAGGUGAACAAUCUUUGCAGCAGUUGGCUGAAGCGUCCAAUUGUACGCUGCAGGCCAAGGCUUCUUGCAAUGACCAGGUUGAACUGUGUGUCCUGGCCUGCCGCGAACCUAAGGCGCAAACCUUCUGCGAGAUGCUUCAGCGUAUUUUGAACACUGACCUAGUUGUGAUCUCUACCGACAUUCGCAUUGCGGACACUCUAGCUGAUCGCCGCAAUCGGAAGUUGGCCUACUUACUGCUCAAACAGAGAGGCCGUGCGCUGACUUUGCAAGGCAGUGUGACUUGGAAGCUUUACGAAGAGCACUGUGUCAUCACUGGCUGGCAGUUUGAGAUGCGCGCUGCUCGCGAGAGUCUGAUUGACCACAUUCAGAACUUGGAGAGGUGCCUGAGCUUCAGGUACUGUUGCUUGCCUGCAACCGUUUCGCCCAUUGCGAGCAUGACACGCCUCAACAAUGUUAUGGCCCUUGAGCUUCAAAAAUGUGAACGAGUGCAUGUGCCUUCCGUUUAUCAGCAUCACUUCACGCAAGCUCAGUGGGAAUCCGACACUCGGCAACAGAUCAAGAGCAAGCUCCCUUGCACAAAAAAACUAAGCGCCGGAUUCACGCAGUGGCAAGCUUGGAAGCUGUGUGGAGAGGCUGCCCUGGUGACCGAAGCGCACACGGAAUUAUACAAUUGGUUGCGAUCACACUGGGGUUCCGAGAGAUUGGGACUCAUCACGACAGCCCGCUUUGAAGGGCUUCUGGAUCAAUUGCGAGAGCUGAACGUGGAGUGGCGUAUUGAAGCGGAAGGGGGUCUCACGAUUUGGGCUGAAGUGGCCCAAGUGAACACUGCCCGGAAGCUGUGGCAGGACCUGGAAACAGAUGAACAGCAACGGCGCGCUCGGGAACAAGCUUCACAUCGCAGUGAACUUCCGUUUCCUCAGCGAGAAUGCGAUGAACGGACGGAAAAGUUUUGUUCAUGGCAAUUGCACAAGCCAACUGCUGCUGCACACCCAGAUAACGCAGCCUAUGGCAUGGCGUUGUCUCAAUACGAGGCUAUGGGUGGUGCUAAGGCUGAAGUCAAGCGUAUUGAUAUGAUCAAGACGAUUGACGCUUUUGACCGUUAUCAGACUCUCAAGACAGCGUUUGCGGCACAAGGCUAUGGGACUGAAACGUGGAUUUUCCAUGGCACGGAUGUUAAGAACCGGAGGAGCAUCCAAGAACUUGGCUUGGUGGUGGGUGGUGAAGGCGAGGUUCCAGUGGCACGAGGGCGAGCUUACGGCCCUGGCAUUUACUCUGCCACGAAAUGCACCACUCCCAAAAGUUAUGGCAAACUGAUCAUUCUCGCGCGUGCUUUACAAGGUCGCAAGGGGGCAUCCUGUUCUGAUGGUGAUUGCUGGCCGGGGGGAGGUGCUGACGUGUGGGUAUUCCGAGACAAAAGCCAGGUGCUGCCCUUAUUCUUUGUUGAAUUGCAUUCAUGAUGACAUUGUAUUUUGCCCCACGUAAAUACAUGUUCAUGUAUUUCAAUCAAUUGAUUUUUCUGAUGCG